GCCAUGAGUCGGUCUCCUCCCUGGACGGUCAUUUGAGUCUGUGUGUGUGUGUGUGUGUGUGUGUGUGUGUGUGCACUGAGCAGAACCGAAUAGACCGCGGCAAACCCUUCAUCGCUUCGUGGAAUUCUCGGCAGAGGCGCUGCUCGAAAUCGAUUCUGGUUGAUAAGAGUUGAGAGCAAUGGGAGAGGAAUUGGAGGAUGUGCCCCUUCCGCAGCUGCUGACUCAAGCACAGCAAAUACAUUCUCUUGCCAAUUCGUCUCAAAUUGGAAAUCAGGACGAAGUGAAGAAAGGUUGUCAGCUUUUACGAAAGUGCCAAGAAAUCGCAGACAGGAUAGGUUUAUUUUCUACCAACGAGGAGAAGGAGGACAUUAGCACUGGGGAUCUGAAGUACUUGCUGGUUCCAUAUUACUUGGGCGAGCUCACAGAAAAGUUGGAAACGGAAGAUCGGGUUCAAUUGGUUAGGGUUGCCAAAGGACAAUUGUUGAGCUUUAUUCGAACAUGUGAGCGGUUGGAACUGCUUUCCGAAAGCGACGCCCAGGUUCUCAGUAGAGAGGGUCGCGCUACUCCUGAAACAAGAAGAGCGGAAAAGGUUGCGCGGUUCAGAAAGCAAAGAGCUGCUGAAUCUAAGUUACAAGAAAUCAAAGAGAGAAAGGAGAGGCGGCGACGGUCUAUGCAAGCUACUGCUAAGAGCACUAGUGUGGAGCAAGGGGAAGAAAAUUUGCCAGAUGAAGACGAUGAAGAAGAGCGAGAGGCUUGGUUCUUGCAGAUAUCAUUGGCUCUGUGCAAGUCCUUGGACUUGGUCGAGAUGCUGCAGCGGGAGGAGGAGAUGCUUGCUGCUGUACAGGCUGCCAACGAAGAGGGAAGAGAAGCCUUUUCAAAAGAGAUGUUGGAUGAAAGGCAUUCUAGAGCAGAUGACUGGCACAGACAAGGAGCUGCUAAGGCUCAGACUUCAAGGCCAGCCAUACCCAUAACGUGUGCAACGUAUGCCCAAGACGUGAUAGAGGGACGGGUUGCUAUACAACCAAAUCAUCAGCACACGCACGGAGCUCCCAUGUUGUUUGGGCCCGCAAGCGUCGUGAGUGGAAGCCUCUCCACUGAUCGUGAGCGACAGAUAGCUCAAGUCUUUCAGCCUAGCCACAGUUUACCAAGCAUGAGCAUAGAACAGGCCGGUUUGGCUGAAAUGAAAAUCAUGCGCACGUGGAAUGAGACCAAUCAGAAGAUAUUCGACGAGGCUAGACAGUCGUCGUGGGUUGGGGAGGAGAAGAAGGACGAUGACGAUAGCGAUGACGAGGCUGCUACAAACAAGGCCCGGGCCUGGGACGAUUGGAAGGAUGAUAAUCCGAGGGGAGCUGGUAACAAGAAGCUUACGCCUUGUGGAUAAGCUUGUUGAUUUUGGUAGGGCAUCUCCGGUGUGAUGCACAUAAAAAUGGGACCGUGCUUUCAUAGUCGUGUCGGCUUCUUUUGUCUGCGCCGGGAUUCAGGAGCCUCUGCUGAGGUUCAGAAACUUGUGAUGUCGUUGUAGCUUCUGAAGUACUCGUCGUAGUUGUAAAUCUGUUUGUUACCCUUUUUAAAGGUACACCAUGUUGACUAUCUUUAUCAGUGAGAAUGUUUCGGCGAACUCUAUCAGCAGGUGAUUUGCAUGGCCAGUUGUAUAUUUGAUAGAAGAUUUGCUUUGGAUGGCUAGUUUGUGCCAUUUCUUAGCUGACCAGAACAAGUGUCUCCAAUCAUAAGCCAACAGAUUCACAUUUGUU
Physcomitrium patens is the source of this 1751-nucleotide messenger RNA. Its product is annotated as PP2A regulatory subunit TAP46. Gene Ontology annotation, biological process: regulation of signal transduction; regulation of dephosphorylation. The record is from RefSeq and is a predicted model, not a curated record. Gene Ontology annotation, molecular function: protein phosphatase 2A binding. Gene Ontology annotation, cellular component: cytosol. Lineage: Eukaryota; Viridiplantae; Streptophyta; Bryopsida; Funariales; Funariaceae.